AUGUCCCCUUGCAACAACUCCAUUCCUCAGCCCUUGGUAUUUGUCCUGGCUGGAAUCCCUGGCAUGGAAUCUUCCCAUGGAUGGUUCUCUGUGCCUUUUUUCUUGGUUUUUAUUAUCGCAGUCAUUGGUAAUGCUACCAUUUUAUACAUCAUCUGGAAGGAGAAGAGUCUUCAUGAGCCCAUGUUUCUCCUCUUAGCCAUGUUAUCAGUGGUUGACCUGUCCCUGGUCAGUGUCACUGUGCCCCGCAUGCUUGCUAUCUUCUGGAUGGAUGCCAAGGAAAUCAGCAUCAAUGCCUGCCUCACACAGAUGUUUUUCAUUCCUUCCUUUUAUGUCAUGGAAUCUGGUAUCCUAUUGGCCAUGGCUUUUGACAGAUUUGUGGCUAUCAGGAACCCUCUGAGAUAUACAACAAUCCUUGAUAACAAUAUGCUUGUGAAGAUGGCACUGACUGUCCUGGCAAGGGCAGUGGCAGUACUGACCCCAGCACCCAUCCUGACAAAAAGACUAGAUAGAUUCCAAACUCAUAUUAUUGCUUACUCCUAUUGUGCUUACAUGGCUGUGGUAAAGAUAGCCUGUGGAGACAUUUCUAAUCACAUUGUCUACGGCCUCAUGGUUAUUAUAGCAUCUGUGGGAUUUGAUUUGUUUUUCAUCAUUUUGUCCUAUGGGAUGAUUCUUCAUGCUGUUUUUCGUAUACCAUCUUGGGAGGCACGGGGUAAAGCUCUUAACACAUGUGGCUCUCAUUUCUGCAUCAUUGCUCUCUUUUAUUCUCCUGUUGUCUUCUCUGUCUUGGCACAGAUUUUUGGCUACCACAUGGCUUCCCACAUACAGAUCAUUAUUGACAACUUAUACUUCCUGGUGCCUCCCAUGGUCAAUCCACUGAUAUAUGGGGCUAGGACUAAGCAGAUUCGGGAACAGGUGCUGCGUAUCCUCCCCUGUCAUAAAGACUGA
Molecule: messenger RNA, 945 nt
Organism: Chrysochloris asiatica (Cape golden mole)
Lineage: Eukaryota; Metazoa; Chordata; Mammalia; Afrosoricida; Chrysochloridae
Product: olfactory receptor 52D1-like
Exons: 1
Coding region: 1-945 (314 amino acids)
Biological process (GO): G protein-coupled receptor signaling pathway
Cellular component (GO): membrane
Molecular function (GO): olfactory receptor activity; G protein-coupled receptor activity
Source: RefSeq, a predicted model, not a curated record